CCUUCCUCACCCCCCUGUGUGUUUGCCUCCGCCCCGCUGGUGUGCCCCUCUUGCCCCCUGGCCCCGCGGCCUUGGAUCCCUCUUCUCCCCAUCCCCCUGCUCGCCUCUGAUGACCGGUCAGGGCGCCAGCGGGCCUACGCCUCCCUCGCCGAGCGUCACGGUGGAUCCCAUUUCGGCGAAUGCCAACCGGCGCGAGCGCGAACUCGAACGGGCCUGGAUCAACUCGGCUCGGGUCAACUUCCCGCCGCCCACGGCGGCCAGCGCUCCGCCCUCCCGCGAGCCAUCGAUCCGCAGUGGUGGCCAAUCCACCGGGCCCUCUUCUCCCUCGGCCCCGGGCGCGCUGGCCAAUGGCCAGGAGGCCGAGACGGCGCCAUUGAAAUCCGGCGACGGGUCGGCCCCCGGACGGGUAGUCUCCUCGCCCGGGGCCACCUUCGACACCGCGCGGCACCUGUGGUUCCAUUUUGAUCCCCGAACGUCAAAUCUGCGCAUCCAUGUCUUCACCAUGACCAAUGUCGAGCAUAUCAUGGACUUCGGGGCGCUGGCCGACCAGCGGGAUCUGUCGGCGGCCGAGGUGUGCGCACGCAUUUCCGAAUUGGAGAAGCUCGCCUGUCCCGGACAUGCGCCAGGAUUCGGCCCAUCCAAAGUGGAGCCCAACCUGCUGGAUGUCUUUUCCCUGUGGAUUGUGUCCGACGAGCUGGAGCUCCAAUAUCGGCCGGAUGACAGUGUGGUGGACCUGCUGGACCGGCUGCCGCGAUUGUUGGAGAAGUACACCCACCGGCCGGUCACCGGUGACCUGGUCGACCCCGGCACCGGUGGCUACCUGACCCCGGAUGCCGGCGGCGUGGGGACCCUGUCCGGUGGUGCCGAUGAGCAUGCCAACAGCCCGGGCACCGGCGGGAGCAUCAUGGGCUCGGCGUCGGCCGCUCUGACGGCCUUCACACAAACGCUUCGCCGGGCCGGCCGCGAGGGGCCCGGCGACCUGGCCGACCAGCCGGCCCACCUGCCGGCCGACCAGCAGCUACACCUCCUGUCGCCAGGCAGCCACCGGCUCUUGUCGCCGCUGCUGACCGGCAAGCAGUCCCGAUCGGCGACCGAGGGGGGGCCCGGUGGGUCGGACCCCUCCGACCGGCCUGCCCCGUUGAUUCGCCCGCGCUGGCGCUUUGUCUUCCGUCGGCGGUCGCUCUUGUCGCCGGAAUUGGAAGCCGCGGCUUUCCAGACCCACUUGGCCUGGGCGCGGCUUCUCUUUGCCGAGGCCCGGGUGAGCUUCCUCUCCGGGCGCUUGGGCAUGGGGGCGGACCUGGCCUCGGCCGGGGGCCGACCCGGCACCGGCGCCGCUGGGGCUUUGGCCAUGCGCGCGGUCGACAUGCUGGCCCUGCGCGCGGCGGCCGUUCUCUGGCGGUUGGAUGUGGUGGAGGGCGCGGCGGCGCCGGAGUCCCUGGACCCCGGGCCCGGCGGCGCUCCUGCCCCCGACGACCCGCACCCCUGGCAGCGGUGGCUCCCGGCGCCGAUGUGGCAUCGGGCCCUGGAACGUUGGGCAGAUGGCCGGCCCGCGGUGGACCUCGAGCGAAGCCCCUCCUCGGCGCGUCUCAGCUCCUUCGGCAUUGGCCGCGGGGCCGGCAGCCAGGCGACCCUGUCGCCGGACCCGGCCGACUCGUCGGACCCCGCCGGGGCCGCGGCGCAGGCCGGCAACAAUCGCCUUGGCCGGCGUCGAUCGACCAUGGUGCGCCGGAGCGGUGCUGGCAUCGGCCCCGGCGCGCAUGGGGCCUGCUGGCGGGACCAGCUUCGCCAGCAUGCGCGCGUGGCCCUCGAUUUGAUCCUCGAUCCGUAUGUCUUGUGGCGGCUGUUCCUGCGCCUCGCACGGCUGUCGCCGCUGUAUGGGACAACCGCCUUCCCGGCUUGUCGGGACUCCCCGCCGCAUGGGCACUUUGAGAAGCGCACCGAGCAUUUGGCCCUGUGCGUCGGGCCAUACGGCGCAUCGGUGCUGGAUCAGGCCACCUCGCGCCUGCUGGCCACCUUCCCGUAUGGCGAGCUGCACUGGUCGUACCAAUCGAACUUCGUGCAGUUCGACCGAUUCACCGACAGCGUCAGCCGUAUGGAAAGCCGUCGGUCGGAAGAGCGCAUGGGCGCCUGUGGGUACUUCUCCAGCUUCGCCUAUUGCGAUCCUCCAAACCCCUCGGACCCGGCCGAUCCGGCCUUCAUGGGAUAUCAGCUGCCUGGCUCUCGGGACAGCAGCCUCAGCGCCCUGGCGUCACCGGCCAGCGAUGUCAGUGCUCCCACACCGUUGCUCGGCAGCGGCGGCGGCGGCGGCGGGAGCCCAUCCAACAUGGGGUCCUCCAUGCCGGAGGAGGAUCCGCUGUCCUUCCACAUCUUUGACCAGCUCUUUGGCGGGAGUGGUGCCACCACUCCGGCAGCGCUGUCGCCGGAGCUGCCGCAACAGCAGCCUCGGCGACCAUCCGCCGGGACCCGGAGCAAGCUCGGACCUGGCCAUGGGGAAGCCCACGAAAUGACUACCCUCGGCAGUGGCGGCGGCGGCUCCUCCCCGGGCCCGGGGCUCCCGCCGCCGGUGUCCUCCGCGCCACGCGAACGGCAAUCCUCCCUGUCGCGGCUGGUCGGCGGUGGCAAUGGUGGCGCCCCGGCGGUCGAUGCCCCUCGGCGCGGGUCCUUCCUCGAGCAAUCCCUCAGCAGCCUUUCCUCGGCCCUACGGCCGGGGGGGUCAACCACGAGCGAGGAGGCCGCCCUGGCGAUGUGCCCCUUCCGGCGGAUUGCCUGCGAGGAAGUCGGCACCUGCGCGGCCUCCGUGGCCAUGGAGGGCUGGGUGGAGGCACUGCACUGCCGGGCGUUGGAGCACUGCUUCCCGAUCGGGCCCGAUAGCAUGGCGGUCAUCACUCCUCAGAGCCGCGUAGCCGCGCGGCUGAUCUCCUACGCCAUUGGGCGCCUGAAUCACAUCGACCGGAAGGCGGCUCGCAACAAGACCGGUGCCAUGUAGAAAACUGGGCAAUCAGCGAGUGUGCAUGCGUGCAUGUGUGCGUUUGUCCUUGCCUUUGUCGGUGUGGAACAGCGCAUGCGGCCCUGUCACCCUGCUGGGGCAACGCCCUGCACAACCUUCCUGUGUAUGCGCUUCGAGGAAUAUACAACCCCCGGGUGCUGGCACGCCGAUUCGGCGUGCCAGCCGUCCUUCCC
Fonticula alba is the source of this 3180-nucleotide messenger RNA. RefSeq lists its product as hypothetical. Bases 110 to 2986 code for a protein of 958 amino acids. The record is from RefSeq and is a predicted model, not a curated record. Lineage: Eukaryota; Rotosphaerida; Fonticulaceae. The transcript is spliced from 4 exons.